AUGGUGAAACGCAUGAAAUCGUUGGCGACGUUCGGCGCCGGCCCGUUCGCCACCGGCGACUCGGACGUCCGUUUUGGCCAUUAUGACUAUGACGAUGUGCCGAGACUCCUCGCCAUAUUCUACGCCGAAUUCGACAACGAUGCGGGUCCAAUUAUACGCCAUCAGGUGCCGGCAAACUUCAACCUCACCCGAAUAUUCCAGCCGCAAAGCGGCCUCAUAAUCCCAAAAUCGCAGCUUAUAUGUCGAUCGAUGAAAUGCAGUUUGAAGCACGAGAAUUGCAGAGUUCUCGGCUAUCCGGUGAAACUUUCGCAUCAGGGUUAUCGUCGCCAAUACUACAUCUUCAACAUGUGCUUCGUGGUCGCCUGGGAAUCGGUUUCCGACAGCAUGUAUGAGCCGAUCGUCCAGAAAUGCGCCGAAUACCUCAUUGAACUAGAGCAAGAGUUUUCGUUUCUCAGCAAUCGCGCCUAUAACGCCCAAUGCGGCAAAAAAACAGUGUGUGGUCUCGAGGCGAAGCGACUCGUCAGUGUACUCCACACGAACAAACUUUGCGAGAGCGAAAUCAGAAUAAUCGCGCCGGAACUAGCGAAAGUGGAAAUCAAAAAUGAGAAGGAGAACGAGAAAAAUGAGAAAGCGAAAGAGGAUUCGGUUGCCGCCGAAAGAAAUGAGGACUAUCGAAAGGUUGGCGUUAGCAAGGCGGCCAAGAAUCUAAUGAUGACGUUGUACUUCAAACUCUGCCCGUCAUAUCGAGGUGUCGAACCUCCCGAGGUAUCGAUAUUCAUGGUGCCAAUGUUCAUACGAGGGAUAAAGCUGACAAGUCGCGUAAUCGAUGGAAUGGAUGUUUUGUCUCAAAAGAUAAUCCCUCAAAUCGACGGAAUUCGAACUGUCAAAGAAAUCGCUUUUGUCCUUAAUCUCGAUCCAGCGCUGGUUGCGCGAUGCGUGAGAAAUCUCCACUUCUACGAAUGUGUGAGUUUAGUGCCAAUGUUCCUUUACUCAAACACGUACGUUGCCACUGAGCGAGUCCAUGACUUCUACAUGAAUCAGACCGAGAUUACGGAUUGCAUGGAUUUUGUGAAGAUCCAAAAUCCCGAACAAAUCGAGGAUGACGGCGAACCGCCGCCGGUGCCGCAAUUCUCCGACGUGUUCCGACUGUAUCUGAGCAUGAAAUGCGGAAUGACAUUGGCUGAAUGGGUGCGAGUCGAGCAGCCGAGAUCGAUGGGAAUCGAUGAGCAUCGAUUGGUGCAAUUUGGAAUGCAUCAUCAGUUUUUGAGAAAGCUCACAGUCUACCCAAUAUGCACGGUCUCAACGGGAGGGAAUAAAUUCCUGAGCUCGUGCAACGGCAAAACGUCGAUAGAAGAGCUCUCACUGGAGCACAACCUCGACCCACAAGUUCUUUAUCAACUUCUUGCUGAAAGCAACAAAUUUGAAUUCGUCAUGAAAUAA
Molecule: messenger RNA, 1440 nt
Organism: Caenorhabditis bovis
Lineage: Eukaryota; Metazoa; Nematoda; Chromadorea; Rhabditida; Rhabditidae
Source: the annotation of a GenBank genome assembly